Messenger RNA from Protopterus annectens (West African lungfish), 3811 nucleotides. Its product is annotated as protocadherin alpha-C2-like. The transcript is spliced from 2 exons. Bases 207 to 2570 code for a protein of 787 amino acids. Gene Ontology annotation, molecular function: calcium ion binding. The record is from RefSeq and is a predicted model, not a curated record. Gene Ontology annotation, cellular component: plasma membrane. Lineage: Eukaryota; Metazoa; Chordata; Ceratodontiformes; Protopteridae. Gene Ontology annotation, biological process: homophilic cell-cell adhesion.
GAAUUUAUUCCUCGCUUUAUUAUCCGAAGUCUUAGAUCAGUGUGCUUUGCUGGCGCCUAAAUGAAGUAACAUCUACAGAUAUUUGGCAUUCUGUGGUUCUGGUAAUUUUCAGUCCAGUCUGACCGUUUAUAUUUGUAAAGAGAUCCCAGGGAAUUCUGCAUUUGGAAGAACCAGAUUCUGCAAUAAAAGGAAGGACGCAUUCUAUAAUGGAACCAAAACUGCUACUAUGUUUUGUGUACGUUCUGUUCUGUGUAUGCCAUGGCCAGAUUCAGUAUUAUAUUCCCGAAGAAAUGAAACACGGGACUGUUGUAGGAAGUAUUGCAAACGACAUAGGACUGGAUCUAAGACAGAUGUCAUAUAGGAAGUUUCGAAUUAAUUCUAGGAACCAAAGACAGUACUUCAAGCUUAGCGAGGAAACUGGGGCAUUGAUUGUAAACGACAGGAUUGACCGGGAACAGUUAUGUGAGGCGAGUUCUACUUGUAAUCUUAUUUUGGAAGUUUUCUUGGAAAAUCCAUUCAAAAUUUAUAGAAUUGUUGUGAAUAUAAGUGACGUUAAUGAUAAUGACCCGGUAUUUCCAUCGGAAGAGUUCAGUUUGCAGAUACUGGAAUCCACAACUCCAGGGGCACGUUUCCCCCUCCCAAGUGCAUUUGAUGCAGAUAUCGGCUCCAACUCGGUUAAAAAAUAUGAGCUUAGUCCAAGUGAUCACUUUUUACUAGAUGUGCAGACUCGGGAUGAUGGCACUGAAUUCCUGGAACUUGUUCUAAAAAAGGCAGUUGAUCGAGAGCAGCAAUCAUUGUACGACUUGCUACUGGUGGCCAGAGAUGGGGGGCUUCCCAGUAGAAGUGGGAGCAUUAAGAUUUUAGUAUUAGUUCUGGAUGCAAAUGACAACGCACCGUAUUUUGACAAGUCUUCCUACACAGUUAGUCUCCUGGAAAAUGCAGCUGUAGGGUCGUUGGUGAUCAAGCUAAAUGCUUCGGACUUAGACGAAGGAAUGUAUGGAGAAAUUGAUUAUUCUGUUAGCAGCCAUACUCCUGUCUCAGUCCAGAAACUUUUCAAAGUAAAUUCUGAAACCGGAGAAAUGAGGCUUAAUGGUGCGAUUGAUUUUGAAAAGACCAGAUUUUACAAAAUAUAUGUUUUUGCCAAAGAUAAAGCAGGUCUGCAUUCAGCAAACUCUAAAUGUGAGGUCUCUAUAAAUAUUAUAGAUCUUAAUGAUAAUACACCAGAAAUAACAUUCUCUUCGUUUUUAACUAAAAUACCGGAAGAUGCCACACUUGGAACUAUUGUAGCUUUGAUUGAUGUUUCUGAUAAAGAUUCUGGUAGUAAUGGAGUAGUCUACCUAAAAAUCUCAGGAGGUGCUCCUUUUAAACUUAGCCGAAUGGGGACUUACUACUCCUUGGUCACCAGUGCACUGCUAGACCGAGAAGCUGUCUCCCAGUACAACCUCACAGUCACAGCCACAGAUGGUGGAACCCCUAGCCUUACAUCCCAGGAAGCCAUAACAAUACACAUUGAGGACAUUAAUGAUAACCCACCAGUUUUUGAGAGGCCAGUCUAUGAAGUAUAUAUUUCUGAAAAUAAUGCACCAGGUGUUUCUAUUAUUUCCAUCAAAGCAAGUGACCCUGACUACAGUUCAAAUGGUGCUGUGUUUUAUUCCAUUUCAGAUGUUACUAACCAAGGCAAGUUGAUGCCUAAUCUCAUAUCUAUCAACCCUGAUAAUGGAAACAUAUAUGGUAUGCGGUCAUUUGAUUACGAGAAACUUCGUGAGUUAAACAUCGCAGUGAUUGCUCAAGACAAAGGCUCACCGCCAUUAAGCAGUAAAGCUAUUGUGAACUUAUUUAUCAAAGAUGAAAACGACAAUCCCCCAAGAAUCUUAUAUCCAUCUCAUGACAAUGGCCCAAGUUUAGUAGAAAUAGUUCCACCAAAUGCAAAUUCUGGUUGUUUAAUAACAAAAGUUGUGGCAGUGGAUGCAGAUUCUGGGCAGAAUGCAUGGUUAUCGUAUCAGGUGUCUCCUGUGUCUGAUUUAAGAUUAUUCAAAGUGGGGUUCCAUACUGGAGAAAUAAGAACAGUUCGUAAUUUUACUGCCAAGGAUGCACUAAUGCACAAUCUGGUUGUUUUUGUAAAGGACAACGGACACCCCAGUCUCACGUCCACUGCCAAUUUUAGAAUAUCCGUAUCUAAUACUGUCCACGAAGCUCUGGUUGAGUCAUUAAGUGAAGCAACAAACGAGAACCACGACUUAACAUUUUACUUGGUCAUAUCUUUGGUUGUGGUUUCUCUUAUAUUUGUCAUAACCAUUGUUACAGCAAUUGUCUGUAAGACAAGAAGACCAAAAGAUCUGCGUCUCCCUUACAAUUCACAGUUUGCAGAUUUUCACACAUCAACCCAACCCCUACCUUCAAAUUACUUUUCCAAGGUUUAUGUGUCAGCAGAUACAGUUAAAGAAAAUGGAACAAUUGAUGGACUUCUUGAGUUUGAUAAUGGCCCUGGAAAUGCCAGUCGUAAUGGUGAAACGUGGGCAAGACAUGAAGCAGACUGGAAUAAAAUCCCUUUAGAUGGACAGGUGCUUUGAGAUAUUCAUUCGAAAAGAUGCAUCCAUUUCUUCUCAGAAUGUUAUCUUCUGCAAAAUGAACUACAAAGACUUUGGCUAAUCAGAUUUCUUCAAAACAAGUGUUUUGGUUGUUUGAGUGUUAACCUUUCAAAGCAAUCGGUCUUCUUGCUUCUCCUCUGGAAGUGUUCUAUUGGUUUUAUUACAGCAGAAUCCUUGCCUUGCCUUAUUCCUGUUGAAUCUUUUUUUUUAACCUGAUAUUGUUAUUUACGAAUCUAUAAAGUUGUUAAUAUAGCAAUCCUUCAUUUUAAUUUGGCCAAACCAAAGAGUAAAAAGAUCAUAAUCUGUAAAUCAGACCUUGCAGCAAGAUCACUAGCAAGCCCUUUUUGAUGCAUUCAAUUUUCAGAAAAGUGGUUCACUAGACAUCAGUACUAGUAUUUCUGUACGAUCUCUUUCAGAGCCUUUACUUUAUACAUCAAAUAUCACUUCAGUGAUUCAAACAGAUGUCAUUAUAAGUCCAUAGGUAAUUACUAAGCAUGUGAUCUAAGAAACUAUUGAGGAAACUAUCUCAAUUUCUCCAGGGCACGAUCCGGUAAAAUGGUGGUGAAGUGAAUCAAACCCCGGAUUACAGGAAGCAGCUUGUAAGUAGCUCACAGCUUUAAUCAUCUGCACUAUCUCCCAGAUUAGUACUUGUUUGAAUUAGCAGGCAACACUGUACAAAAUGCAGCUGCCAUUUCUGUGUCUGCUUUAGUAUGAAGUUGUCAAGCACUAAUAUAACAAAAUGAAUAAGGUCAAAUGAAGCCAUGGUUUGAUACUGAUAAAUGUACUCAACACAGGCCUAUCUAAGUCUCAUGACAAAAUGAACGUUCCUCUGGCCUUAAAAGUAAGCAUAUACUUAGUAUUUUAGUUGCUUUGAUCCAUUCAGUGAUCGUUGUAAGGUAACUGUUUUAAUUUUUAUGUAUUCAUUUCUCAUUUACAUUUGUUGACAGUGAAUGUUCAGCUGGGGAGAGUCUAAAGUGCUGGUGUGAAAAACUCCAAUUGUAUAUAAUUUAUAAAAUGUUCAGUUAGAAUGUAGAUGCACGUAUAUUAUAGCUUGUACAGAUAAACUGCAGUCUAAUGAAGGUACAAACAGAUGAAAGAGCUUACUGUUUAUUUUUCCAUUUUAUACAGACCUACUGAGAAAUGCAUAUAUAGCUAAGCUAGUGUGGUUCAUAUUUGCUUACUAAUUUUAUUUUUAUUUUAUUUUAUUUAUUUUACAUUUGUUG